GCUGUCUCGACGACCCACACAGCCCAGCGGACCAGCGGGGGCCGACGCGCACGCCGUCGAAACGCGCGCCCGCCUUUUUUUCGACGCCCGCGUUCGCCAAGCGUCUUAAAUACGAAAAUGUCGGACGACAGCGACCAAGAGUACGUCUACAGCGAGGAUGAGGACGACUACAACGACGACGAGGACGCGGAGAUGUCCGACGCCGACGCCCCCGCGGCCCCGCGGGCGCGGAAGUCCGGGAGCACGGGGUCGAAGGACGACGGCGCGCCGUCGCGGCUCGGCGACGGCGCGUACGCGCUCAUGGAGCCGGCGGACGUCGAGCGCAUGUUGGUCGCCAAGGCCCGGGAGGUGUCGGAGACGCUGGACGUCCCGCCCGAGUCCGCCGAGGUGCUCCUGCGGCACGUGGGCUGGUCGGCGGAGCGGCUCAUGGAGGCGUUUUGGAGCGACGGCGAGCGCCUGACGGGCGCCGCGGGCGUGGACACGUGGGCCGCGGACGGCGGCGACGCGGCGGCCGCCGCCGUCGCGCUGCCGAGCGCCGAGGGCACGGUCACGUGCCGCAUCUGCUUCGACGACGUGCCCGCGUCGAGCGGCCGGAGCGCCCCCUGCGGCCACUUCUUCUGCGAGGACUGCUACGGCGGCUACCUCGCCAACGCCGUCGACGAGGGCGCGAGCUGCGUCAUGGCGACGUGCCCGGAGCGGGGCUGCGCGACGCGUGUGCCCGGCGCGCUCUUCGCGGCGCUCGUGGACGCGAAGCGCGUCGACCGGCGCCGGUCCUUCCGGCUGGAGAACUUCGUGUCCUUCUCCAAGGACCUGCGCUGGUGCCCGGGCAAGGGCUGCGGCCGCGUCGCGCGCGCGGGCGCGGGCGUCGGCAGUGUCAAGUGCGCGCCGAACGGCUGCGGCUGCAACUUCUGCAUGCGCUGCGGCGAGGAGGCCCACAGCCCCGCGUCCUGCGGCCUCAUCGCCCAGUGGACGGAGAAGUGCCAGAACGAGUCGGAGACCGCGAACUGGAUCCUCGCGAACACGAAGCGGUGCCCAAAGUGCCAGACGCGCAUCGAGAAGAACCAGGGCUGCAACCACAUGAACUGCUCCCAGUGCAAGUACGAGUUCUGCUGGAUGUGCAUGGGCGACUGGGCGGACCACGGCGCGACGACGGGCGGCUUCUACAAGUGCAACAAGUACGACCCCCUCAAGGCCGAGGCCGACGACGGCGCCAUGGACGACCAGGCGCGCGCGAAGCGCGAGCUCGACCGCUACCUCCACUACUACAAGCGCUUCCACGGCCACGACCAGUCCCAGGCCUUCGCGACGAAGCAGCUCGAGUCGACGGAGAAGCGCAUGGUCGAGCUCCAGGAGUCGACGCACGGCUCGUGGAUCGACGUCCAGUUCCUCAAGACGGCCAACGAGAUGGUCAUCGACUGCCGCCGCGUGUUGAAGAACACCUACGUCUUCGGCUACUACCUCCCGACGCCCGCGAAGCGCCAGCGCGAGCUCUUCGAGAACCUCCAGGAGCACCUCGAGCGCUUCACGGAGACGCUCUCCGAGAUGACGGAGCUGCCCCUCGACCAGAUGGACCGCUCCGAGAUCGUCAACGUCACGCGCGUCACCGAGUCCUUCCUCGCGAACCUCAUCCAGGGCGCGGAGGCCGGCCUCGACGUCCCGGACGACGACGCCGCGCCCGCCGCGGCCGCGGCGGCCUGACGCGCCCCCGCCCCUUCGUCGCUCGUCCUGCCCCUUUCCCCCGCGCCGCGCCGGGCGCCAAUACGUACAGAGAUACGACCCG
This is a messenger RNA of Aureococcus anophagefferens, 1780 nucleotides long. RefSeq lists its product as hypothetical. The transcript is spliced from 2 exons. Gene Ontology annotation, biological process: positive regulation of proteasomal ubiquitin-dependent protein catabolic process; protein polyubiquitination; ubiquitin-dependent protein catabolic process. The coding region runs from base 118 to 1698 and encodes 526 amino acids. Gene Ontology annotation, molecular function: zinc ion binding; ubiquitin conjugating enzyme binding; ubiquitin protein ligase activity. Gene Ontology annotation, cellular component: cytoplasm; ubiquitin ligase complex. Lineage: Eukaryota; Pelagophyceae; Pelagomonadales; Pelagomonadaceae. The record is from RefSeq and is a predicted model, not a curated record.